Molecule: messenger RNA, 2230 nt
Organism: Caenorhabditis elegans
Lineage: Eukaryota; Metazoa; Nematoda; Chromadorea; Rhabditida; Rhabditidae
Gene: clec-199
Product: C-type lectin domain-containing protein
Exons: 27
Coding region: 55-2028 (657 amino acids)
Molecular function (GO): carbohydrate binding
Source: RefSeq, marked reviewed
ACCUGUGUCACGUAGAUGUGAGCGAAUGUUAGGCUUUGCCACUUGGUUCAAAAAAUGAAUCGGUUUUUUUGUUUGACUGUUUUGUUUUCCUACUUAUACAGAUUUACAUUUUCUGCAAAUGAUAAUGCUAAAAUUGAUAACCUUGUCGCUCGUCAAUAUUUAUUCUCGAACUUUGUUGCGAACAACAGAGAAGCUUUGAAAAAAUCGGACGGUUCUGAUGAACGCUGGCUAUUUAAAUUUAUGAACGAAAAUUCUAUAAUUCCACCAACUUCAAACUCAAAAAGUGGCAGCCUAGCAGACUCUGGCCAGGCUGGUCUUGUUCUUGCUGAUGCUAUUGGAACAGCAAAAUGUGCAUCUGGUUGGACGAGAUGGACUGGAAAUGGAUGUUGCUAUAAGGAAAUGGCGUCUCCGAUGCUUUCGUGGUAUGCUUCAGAAGAUUGGUGUUAUAGUCAAAAAGCUGGAGCACAUUUAGCUUCAGUUCAUAGCAGGGCAGAAGCUGAGUGGCUAAAUUACCAAUAUAAACUUUGGUGGUCUAAAAUGGACGAUUGGAUCGGGUUGAGAAGAAACUGUGACAAUACAGCUUGGGCAUGGACCGAUGGCACUCCGGUGGAUUUCCUCUGGUGGCAACCGAAUUAUCCGAUUUAUGGCGGAAUAGAGGACAGUUGUACUGCUAUGUGGGACUCUACGGUUCUCCGUGGAAUGUAUGAUUUCUACCCAGGACAAAUGGAUGAUGGAAGAUCGUGCACGGGCAGUGUUGCAUGGGCGCUGUGCAAAUAUGAUCCAAAUACUUCAAUUAUUUCUCCAAAAUGGGUUAAGGCAGAUUGUACUACUACAUCGACGACUACUACGUCCACAACAACAACCACAACUCCAACGACUCCAACGACCACGACCACUACGCCAACAACAACUACAACGACUCCAACAACCACAACAACCACACCAACAACUACAACGGAAACCACCACAACGCCAACAACGGAAACUACCACCACUCCCACAACCACAACGCCGACAACUACGACAACGACUCCGACAACAACUACGACGGAAACCACUACAACUCCGACAACCACUACUACGGAAACCACUACAACUCCGACCACUACAACCACAACACCAACAACAACUACUACGGAAACUACAACAACAACACCAACGACGACGACAACCACUCCAACUACCACAACGACAACACCAACAACUACCACGACGACUCCUACAACAACAACUACUACACCAACUACCACUACGACGGCACCGACAACAACAACCACAACUCCAACGACUACCACUACGACUCCUACAACAACUACUACCGUACCAACAACUACAACAACAACUCCCACUACUACAACCACUACAACCACUACACCAACAACAACAACAACGACACCGACAACUACAACCACUCCAGCAACGACUACUAGCGAAACAACUACAACGACGCCAACUACUACAACUCAAACCACAACGAAGCCUACAACUACUACAACUACACCAACGACAACGCCCACUACGACAACAACUCCAACAACCACAACUACAACAGCAAAAACUACAAAGUCCACGACAACCACUACAAAAACUACAAAAACCACAUCUACCCCAACUACAACCACUACAACACCCAAAACUCCAUUCGACACGUCAAAGUGUACUGUCAUGUGCUCAACUGGUUGGGUGUAUUAUAAUAAUUUAUGUUAUGCGAAACUUCAAGGUCCUGGUAGACUCAAUGAUUUCAAUAAAGAAUGCAUCAGUUAUGGUGGAAAAAUUGCUGAGAUACCGGAUGCUCAAGUAAAUGAUGUGUUGAGAAAAUCAUUCGGAACAAAUAUCAAUGACGAAGAAGCGUGGGUAAUUUCUAGUGGGUACAACAACGUGGCAAGUGGAUAUACUGCUGCUGCUGAUUCAUGUAUUGCUAUGACUCUAUCUCAAAAAAUCAGUGGUUCAGUGGCGCAACGAGGAACUUGGAGACCUUAUGCAUGCUCACUUGCCAAGAAUUUUGGAAUUUGUCAGAAACCUAUUUGAAAUUUUUUGUAUUGAUCUAUAAAUUAUUAAUCUUACCUGUCAAUUUGUAUACAGUUCUACGCAAUGAUCGUGAACUUUACCGAAUUUGAACUUGGAACCCAAGUUUGGCAUUCAAACUGGUUUGAAUAGUUUAAAUCCGUUUAAUACAAACUUUGUCUUCUGUUAUGGGAUUUAUGAUCAAAUAAACACUUGUAAACCCAAA